This is a messenger RNA of Arachis stenosperma, 2193 nucleotides long. Its product is annotated as T-complex protein 1 subunit beta. The record is from RefSeq and is a predicted model, not a curated record. Gene Ontology annotation, molecular function: ATP-dependent protein folding chaperone; ATP hydrolysis activity; ATP binding. Lineage: Eukaryota; Viridiplantae; Streptophyta; Magnoliopsida; Fabales; Fabaceae. Gene Ontology annotation, cellular component: cytosol; chaperonin-containing T-complex. Gene Ontology annotation, biological process: protein folding. The coding region runs from base 272 to 1855 and encodes 527 amino acids. The transcript is spliced from 12 exons.
AAACCCUACUACUUUCAUUUGCUGGCUUACAAUUGCUACGCCAUAUUCGCGACUUCACCAGAAACCCUAAGAAAUCAGACACCACCUUUGUCCUCGCUGCUCCUCGCUUCCACAUCUCCAGCCGCUCUGCAACUCCUCCGCCAAACAAUCCGCCGCGACGUAACUCGCUGCACGCUUCUCUCCCUCACUGCUCCACUCUGCCACUGUCUCCGCCGCCAACAACUCUGCCAAUAUCUACCAGUGGCCACAUUUUGAAUUUUGAAACUCCAUAAUGGCUAUUGAUACAAUUUUCAAAGAUGAAGCCAGCCAAGAAAAAGGAGAGCGAGCCAGGAUGGCAUCUUUUGUUGGAGCCAUGGCUAUUGCUGACUUGGUUAAGACUACUCUAGGGCCGAAGGGAAUGGAUAAAAUCUUGCAGUCAACAGGAAGAGGGCGUGAAGUUACUGUGACCAAUGAUGGUGCUACGAUCUUGAAGUCCCUCCAUAUUGAUAACCCAGCUGCUAAAGUGCUUGUUGACAUAUCAAAAGUUCAAGAUGAUGAAGUUGGUGAUGGAACAACCUCUGUUGUUGUAUUGGCUGGUGAACUUUUAAGGGAAGCAGAAAAGCUGGUUGCAGCUAAGAUUCAUCCUAUGACAAUAAUAUCAGGUUACCGAAUGGCAGCUGAGUGUGCUCGUAAUGUGUUGUUGCAGAAGGUUGUUGACAACAAAGCAGACGCUGAUAAAUUUAGAUCAGACUUGAUGAACAUUGCAAUGACUACUUUGAGCUCCAAGAUUCUCUCACAAGACAAAGAGCAUUUUGCAAGCUUAGCUGUGGAUGCUGUAAUGAGACUAAAGGGAAGCACUAAUUUAGAAGCUAUUCAGAUUAUAAAGAAGCCUGGUGGAUCACUGAAAGAUUCAUUUUUAGAUGAAGGAUUCAUCCUUGACAAGAAAAUUGGUAUUGGACAACCCAAGCGCAUAGAGAAUGCAAAGAUAUUGGUGGCAAAUACUGCCAUGGACACAGACAAAGUGAAGAUAUAUGGCGCACGUGUUCGUGUAGAUUCCAUGGCUAAAGUUGCUGAAAUUGAAGGAGCUGAGAAGGAGAAGAUGAGAGAAAAGGUGCAGAAGAUAAUAGGUCAUGGUAUCAACUGUUUCGUUAACAGACAAUUGAUUUACAACUUCCCAGAGGAGCUCUUUGCUGAUGCUGGAAUUUUGGCUAUUGAGCAUGCUGAUUUCGAUGGUAUUGAGCGUCUGGCUCUGGUAACUGGUGGUGAGAUUGCAUCAACAUUUGACAACCCCGAGUCUGUUAAGCUUGGGCAAUGUGACCUUAUUGAGGAGAUUAUGAUUGGUGAGGAUAAGCUGAUUCAUUUUUCUGGCGUUGCAAUGGGUCAGGCAUGUACAAUAGUUUUGAGAGGAGCUAGCCACCAUGUUCUCGAUGAGGCUGAGAGGUCAUUGCAUGAUGCCUUGUGUGUGCUGUCUCAGACUGUGAAUGACAGCAGGGUGCUGCUUGGAGGUGGAUGGCCGGAGAUGGUGAUGGCAAAGGAAAUUGAUGAACUGGCCAGGAAAACUCCUGGAAAGAAGUCUCUUGCUAUUGAGGCGUUCUCUCGAGCACUCUUGGCUAUCCCAACAAUCAUUGCUGAUAAUGCUGGUUUGGACAGUGCUGAAUUGAUCUCUCAGCUCCGGGCAGAGCACCAGAGCGAGGGAUGCACUGCAGGAAUUGAUGUUAUCUCUGGUUCCGUUGGAGACAUGGCUGCACGCGGAAUAUGUGAGGCGUUUAAAGUUAAGCAGGCUGUAUUGCUAUCUGCAACCGAAGCAGCUGAGAUGAUACUUAGAGUUGAUGAGAUCAUCAGUUGUGCUCCAAGGAGGAGAGAAGACAGAAUGUGAAAAAUCAUCUGAGGAUCCAACAGAUGCUUGGCAUAAUACAUUACCAAUUUUAUGACAUAUUCUACGGUUUGGUUUGAUUGGAGCUGGUUGUAGGAUAGAGAGAAGUGGGGAUUACGUGGUGUUGUGUGUUGAGCCAUUACCCAAGUGAAACCAUUUACUUCGGGUAUCUGCAAUUAGGUAUCAAACUUGUUGACUUUGUAAUUUUGAGUUCCUUGUCUUUUACUUUAUCCUUGAAAAUUUUAGUCUUCUGUUUAUUUUCCUUUAACUUGUCUCAUUCAUGAUAUCGUAUUAAUCAUUUAUUUUCUGUGCGAAAAAGUUUAGGCUUACUAUUAAUAACA